This is a messenger RNA of Nicotiana tabacum (common tobacco), 1193 nucleotides long. Lineage: Eukaryota; Viridiplantae; Streptophyta; Magnoliopsida; Solanales; Solanaceae. The record is from RefSeq and is a predicted model, not a curated record.
GUCGGGGUGACACCUGAAGGAGUUGAAGUCCCUCGUAGCCUGGUUGAUGAGGAAAUGAAAGAGAAGCUUAAAGCAAUGCCUAAAGAAUAUCAACCAUCUAGUCCAUCUGGACCAGAUCCUAAAUGGCGAUAUAUGUGGAGAGUUGGUCCUCGUCCGGAGAUUACCCAAUUUAAGGAACUGAAUUCAGAGCCAGUAAUACCAGAGGGCUUUCCUGAAUGGAAAUGUACUAUGGACUCAUGGGGAUAUAAGAUGAUAUCUGCUAUAGAGUGUGUUGCUGAAAUGGCUGCCAUUGGUUUUGGUCUGUCAAAGGAUGCAUUUACUUCCCUAAUGCAACAGAGCUUUCCUUCAACAAUGAGAGCGCGAGAAUCAGAGUCACCAAUGGACAACCCACGAGCAGAGAAGAACGAAAGAAGGGAAUUCCACGUAACAGAGGAAGCAGGACCACAUCUGCUUGCUCCAACGGGAAGCGACCUGAGGCGUUAUGCCAAAGAGGGAACAGUAUUUGCAGGAUACCACUAUGACCUGAACUUCCUUACAAUCCAUGGGAGAAGUCGAUUUCCUGGUCUAAGUAUUUGGCUUAGAAAUGGGCAAAAGAUGGAAGUGAAGGUUCCUGUAGGAUGCCUCCUUAUUCAGACAGGAAAGCAGUUAGAAUGGUUGACAGCUGGAGAAUGCAUGGCUGGAAUGCAUGAGGUUGUUGUAACUAAUAGGACCACUGAUGCAAUUAAACGAGCUCUGGAGCAAAAUCGCAGUCUGUGGAGAGUAUCCUCAACGCUAUUCGCACACAUAGCAUCAGAUGCAGUGCUAAAACCUUUAGGGCAUUUUUCAGACACUCCUCUUGCAAGCAAGUAUCCUCCCAUUUGUGCAGGUGAAUUUGUUGAACAAGAGCUUGCUAUCAUAAAUCUUAAAGGUAAUAAUGGAGCUUGAUAAUCCCUAUUCAAGAUAGUAAGUGGAUACCUGUAGCACUCGAGGAGCUAUAAAAGAAGCAAGUUGAAAUUAGAUUCUUUUGUCAAUUCGUGUCCAGUAAACAAGCACAAGGGCAGAAGAGCCUUUAUCAAGGUGCAAAGUAUAAUUGUAUCGUCAAUGCAGUAUUUACUUUGUUCAAGACUCGAAGUGAUUGGGCUUAUUUCCCAAUUGAUUGCAAUAUGUGCUAUAUUUGUUUUAGAGAAAAUGACACUUAGAGCUCCUUUUAAAGA